This is a messenger RNA of Ceratotherium simum simum (southern white rhinoceros), 5184 nucleotides long. The record is from RefSeq and is a predicted model, not a curated record. NCBI's taxonomy places the organism in Eukaryota, Metazoa, Chordata, Mammalia, Perissodactyla, Rhinocerotidae.
CGCCGAGCGGCACGAGGUGCCCGGAGCCGAGAGGGUGGGCAUGGCCAGCAUCACCCAGCUGUUCGACGACCUGUGCGAGGCCCUCCUGCCGGUCGCGAAGGCUCGCUUGGGCCAGCGCGGCGUGAGCCGAAGGAGGGCGAAGCAGAGCCUCAAGAGGGUGGCCUACAACGCUCUCUUCACCAGUCUGUUUCAAGAUGAGACGCAGAGGCUGCAGCCUGACCCCUCAAAACUCCCGGUGAAAAACAAGAUCCUCAUGCUGUCCUUCGACUUGAGGGUGGGUGGCCUGGGCCCCGAGGCUGACCGUUUGGAGGAGCUGGUGGAGGAGCUGGAAGCAGGCCCUUGCUGUCCGCUUGCGGAGGUGGGCUCUGUUUUGGACCUCCUGGUUCAGCUGGCAGGGAGUGGCCCCCCGCGAGUGCUGCCGCGAAAGCGGGACUACUUCUUUAACAACAAGUACGUUGGGAGAAACGUUCCCUACAGCGGCUACGACUUCUACGACCUGAGUGUGUUUGAGAUGGACGUUCAGUCUCUGAUCUCCAGAGAGGAGUAUCUAUGUCAGGACAUGAUCCACAAAGCGCUUCAGGUGAUGGAGGCGGCGCCGGGCACUGGCCUGCCCACUGUUGGGCUCUUCUCGUAUGGUGACCCUUGUGGUGACAGGUUUGAGAGAGACACCCGGGUCUCGCUGUUCGGUGCCCUUGUGCACAGCCGUACAUACGACAUGGAUGUCCGCCUGGACCUGCCCCCGGUGCCAGACAGCGCAGACCUCUCUGGACUGGCUAUUAAGGUUCCUCAGAGUGUGGAUCAGUCAGAAGAUGAAGGGUUCCAGUCAGCAUCCAAUUUAACUCCUGAUUCCCAGUCUGAACCAGGCAUGACUCCAGACAUCGACCUGUGGGACGCUGUGCUCACCUACGAGGCCAGCAAGCGGAGGUGCUGGGAGCAAGUUGGAUGCCCCCCUGGCCACAGAGAGGAGCCCUACCUCACCGAGGCGGGAAGGGACGCCUUUGACAGGUUCUGCAGGCUCCGCCAAGGGGAGCUGCAGGUGCUUGGUGGGGGCCUCCUGCAGGCCCCGCAGCCCGUCCUGGUGAAGGAGUGUGAGCUGGUGAAGGAUGCACUGAACGUCCUGAUUGGGGUCGUGUCUGCCACGUUUUCCUUCUGCCAGCCAGCUCAGGCCUUCGUGGUGAAGCGGGGCGUCCAUGUAUCGGGAGCAUCCCCCGAGAGCAUCAGCAGCCUCCUCUCGGAGGUGGCCGAGUGCGGGACCCACUAUGCGCGCCUGAGCCAUUUCUCCCUGCAGCCUGUACUGGACUCCGCAUGCAGCAAAGGCCUCGUAUUCCAGGCCUUCACCAGCGGCCUGAGGAGGUACCUGCAGUAUUACCGGGCUUGUGUCCUCUCCACUCCGCCCACCCUGAGCCUCCUCACCAUUGGCUUUCUCUUCAAGAAGCUGGGCCGGCAGCUCAGGUACCUGGCUGAGCUCUGUGGGGUCGGCACUGCACUCCCUGGCACCGGUGGAGGAGAGCCCAGCGCCGCGUUCCCCACUGGGGUGAAGCUGCUCUCCUACCUCUACCAGGAGGCCCUGGAUAACUGCAGCAACGAGCACUACCCGGUGCUGCUGUCCCUGCUGAAGACCAGCUGCGAGCCCUACACGCGGUUCAUCCACGACUGGGUAUAUAGUGGGGUCUUCAGAGAUGUUUAUGGCGAGUUUAUGAUCCAAGUGAACCAUGAGUACCUCGGCUUCAGAGAUAAGUUUUACUGGACCCACGGCUACGUGCUCAUUUCCAAAGAGGUGGAGGACUGCGUGCCCAUGUUCUUGAAGCACGUCGCCCACGACGUGUAUGUCUGCGGGAAAACCAUCAACCUGCUGAAGCUCUGCUGCCCCCGGCACUACCUCUGCUGGUCUGAUGUCCCUGUCCCUCGGAUCUCGGUGAUUUUCUCCCUUGAAGAGCUGAAGGAGAUCGAGAAGGACUGCGCCAUCUACGUGGGGCGGAUGGAGAGGGUGGCGCGCCACAGCUCCAUCAGCAAGGAAGAGAAGGAAUUACGAAUGGAAAUUGCAAAGCAAGAAUUGAUUGUCCACGCCCGAGAGGCGGCGUCCAGGGUCCUGAGUGAGCUCAGCGACCGGCAGAUGUCUGAACGGAUGGCUGUGGACGCCCGGAAGCGGGAGCAGUUUCAGAGGCUGAAAGAGCAGUUUGUGAAGGAUCAGGAGCGACGCCGGGCGGCCAGGCAGGAGGAGCUGGAUGACGACUUCAGCUACGCCCGCGAACUCCGCGACAGGGAGAAGAGGCUGAAGGCUCUGGAGGAGCAGCUGGAGAGGAAGGCGAGGCAGGCGCUGGUUGACCAUUACAGUAAGUUGUCUGCAGAGGCAGCUCGUCGAGAGCAAAAGGCGCUGUGGAGAAGCCAGAGGCACAGGCUGGCAAGCGCACGGCUGCAUUUUCUCCUAGAAGAUCAGAAGCACAUUCAGGGAAUGCUGAAUGACCUGUCCGAGGGGAAGCCCCUGGAGCCUCUGGCCGUCCUCCCGAGUGCACACUCCCAGGUUUCAUCUCCAGGUCCCGAGCACCCAGAUGGAGGUGGCAGCUGUCAUUCUGGGAGUGCAGAACAGCACGUGGCUGCUUGGGAUUGCCCGAGCAGGCCGAGCGUGCCGAUGCUGCAACCCCUCGAGGCUCCAGCAGCAGGGGCCUGUGGCUUGAGGCCAGGAGCAGGCCCACAGCCAGGGCAGGCAGAGGGGCCAGGGCCCUUCUCUGCAGGCCUCAGCACCCAAGACUUCCUGCCCAUGGGCCAGGGAGCUGAGCAGCUUGUGCACACCAGCGUGGCCCCUGUCCUGCGGGAGGCACUGCGGACCAUCAGCUCAGACCUGCCUCCCCCAGGUCCAUCUGCAGUGGUGGGCACAGGGCCCUCUGGGCCACAGGAGUACGAUUUCAGAACCAUCCUGAGGCCAGCCGUGGCCACCUUGGCUUCCCCAGGGCCCCUCCAGACUGUAGGAGGCAACUUGGACAGCGAGGGGCAGCUGUGGGGGGACACUCAAAUGCAGGUGGACAUGUCUGUCCUGGAUGGGCAGGUGGCUCUGCCUCACCCACACUCCCCCAGGCACAACUCCCCCCAGGAGGGGAGCAGCCAGGCCACAGGCCAGCUCCCUGGGCAUGUGUCAGAGGGCAGUGUUCCCACAGGGGCUCAUCCUUCUGGAAUGGUCCCCUCCCAACCACGGUGGAACGUCCAUGGACAUGUGUCUGAUGCCAGCAUCAGGGUGGGGGAGAACGUGUGGGACGUGGCCCCCUCCCGGCCACGGUGGAAUGUCCACGGACACGUGUCUGAUGCCAGCAUCAGGGUGGGGGAGAACGUGUGGGACGUGGCCCCCUCCCGGCCACGGUGGAACGUCCACGGUCACGUGUCUGAUGCCAGCAUCAGGGUGGGGGAGAACGUGUGGGACGUGGCCCCCUCCCGGCCACGGUGGAACGUCCACGGACACGUGUCUCAGUCCCACAUGAUGCUGGGUACACUCUCAGAGGAAACCCGGAUCGAUAAGCCUAGGCCCCCCCGCAACUCCCCUGACCACGUGUCCCUGUCAGGCCUCAGCCUGGGAGAACAGAGCCCUGCCCAGGACUGUGAGCCACAACUGCCCACAGACAUGGCCUCAGGCAGCUCCUGCACUCAGGUGGCUGGCUCUGGUUGUGGGGAGGAGAGUGGCCUCCAGGCCUCAUCGUCGGCUGUGGCUGUGCCUGGCAUUCUAGGAGACGGCACCCCCGAGGAGCCAGGCCCAGGGAGGAGUGGGGACACUGAGGACAUCUCUCCAAGCCACCCUCCAGGCUCACAGGAAGGCGCGGCUGCCCGGAGCAGCCCGGGCCUCAGUGAGGAGGAGGUGGCGGCUGGGCGCUGGAGCAGGGAGCAGGCCUACCUGGCAGGCCUGGCGGGGCAGUACCGCCUGGAGCCUUACCCGGACAGCUACGAGGCCAUGUCAGAGCCUCCCGUCGCCCACUUCCUACACCACGGGCUGCCCCGGGCUUUCGCCGUCCCUGAGGACCCCCAGGUCCAGUCAGACGCGGACGAGACAGCAGUGCAGCUGAGUGAACUGCUGCCACUGCCCGUGCUCAUGAAGCGCUCCCUCACUGCCCCGCUGGCCACCCAUGUCUCCUUGGUGAACAAGGCCGCAGUCGACUAUUUCUUCGUGGAGCUCCACCUCGAGGCACACUUCGAGGCCCUGCGGCACUUCCUGCUGAUGGAGGACGGCGAGUUCGCCCAGUCCCUCAGCGACCUGCUCUUUGAGAAGCUUGGGGCGGGGCAGACGCCUGGGGAGCUUCUCAACCCGCUGGUGCUGAACUCAGUGCUGAGCAAGGCCCUGCAGUGCAGCCUGCACGGUGACACCCCACACGCCGCCAACCUCUCCUUCGCCCUCAAGUCCCUGCCCGAGGCGUUUGCCCCCAAUGCCCCAGACGUGCUGAGCUGCCUGGAGCUCAGGUACAAGGUGGACUGGCCCCUCAACAUCGUUGUCACCGAGAGCUGCCUGAGCAGGUACAGCGGCAUCUUCUCCUUCCUGCUGCAGCUGAAGCUCAUGAUGUGGACGCUCAGGGAUGUCUGCUUCCACCUCAAGCGCACAGCGCUGGUGAGCCACGUGGCCGGCUCCGUGCAGUUCCGCCAGCUGCAGCUGUUCAAGCACGAGAUGCAGCACUUCGUGAAGGUCAUCCAGGGCUACAUCGCCAACCAGAUCCUGCACGUCACCUGGUGUGAGUUCCAGGCCAGGCUGGCUGUGGUGGGCGACCUGGAGGAGAUCCAGCGCGCCCACGCCGAGUACCUGCACAAGGCCAUCUUUAGGGGCCUGCUGACGGAGAAGGCAGCACCUGUCAUGAACAUCAUCCACAGCAUCUUCAGCCUCAUCCUCAAGUUCCGCAGCCAGCUCAUCUCCCAGCCCUGGGGCCCAGCCAGUGGCCCCCGGGGUGCUGAGCACCCUAACUUUGCCCUCAUGCAGCAGUCCUACAGCACCUUCAAGUACUACUCCCACUUCCUCUUCAAAGUGGUGACCAAGCUGGUGAACCGCGGCUACCAGCCCCACCUGGAAGACUUCCUGCUGCGCAUCAACUUCAACAACUACUACCAGGAUGUCUGAGGGCCGCUCAGUUCUGCAGCCCAGAGUGGGGGCUUGCUGCUGUAGGAGCGCCGCCUGCCGGCCGCCCUGCUGGCCCCCUCACCAGCCCCCUCAGGCUGUGC